This is a messenger RNA of Oncorhynchus tshawytscha (Chinook salmon), 5753 nucleotides long. Its product is annotated as serine/arginine repetitive matrix protein 2-like. Lineage: Eukaryota; Metazoa; Chordata; Actinopteri; Salmoniformes; Salmonidae. The record is from RefSeq and is a predicted model, not a curated record. The transcript has 3 exons. Gene Ontology annotation, biological process: regulation of transcription by RNA polymerase II. The coding region runs from base 94 to 5547 and encodes 1817 amino acids. Gene Ontology annotation, cellular component: nucleus.
UCCUUUUAAAUUAAAUUAAAGAUUUUUCCCCUGUCUAUCUCUAGCUCCCUGUUGCCCCCGGAUGAACCCCAGAGGGAAGCAGAGGAUGCUGGGAUGCCCGAUGCCCCAAGUGAGAGGAGCUCUGCUCUGGAGGCGGUGCGCUCCACGUUAUGCCCCGCCCAUCGCUCUCUGCUCCAGCGAAUCCUGAGGCUCGCCCACCAGCAGCACCGUCUAUCAUUGGCCUACAGAGACGCCCAUCGCCGCCUCGUCCCGCCCCCAGACCCUCUCUGCGGCCACCUGGUGGCCAAACAACAGGACGACACUUCCUCUCCUCCUUCCUUCACUGGCUGUUGGAGCCGUAGUGGAGCCACGCGUCCGACUGACUGGAAGACACCAGGUGGUCCAGGCUGUUGCUGCUGGCUGCCUCCUGUCUGUUUCUGCCUCCAGAGCCUCCGCUGCCUGUCCUGCCAGAGCCUGUCCCUGGGACACAUCACCACUGGGGUUCGCUCCUCCUCUUCUCUGUGCUCUUUCACGUCCUCCUCUUCUCGUUCAUCCUCCGCUCUGUGUCCUAAUCCCUCAGUCUGUCCCGUGGCCUCUGUCUGUUGCUCCAACCCCCAGCCCUGCGCCUCCUGCUGCUCAGAACACACCUACCUGGCCCCGGUCAGACACACAGCCCCGGGAGGAGGAGGAGGAAGCGAGUGCCCUGUCCUCAAGAGAGAGCGAUCCCGCACCCCCUCUCCUCCCCCUCUCUCCCCCAUACCCUCAGACAUGGACGGUAAGGAGGAAGACAAGCCUCCCUCUCUUCUGCAGCAGGAGGGGGAAAAAGAAGAGGAGGCUGGGUGUGGUGGGGCGGUGGGUGAGGACAGGGAGCAGCAGGACCUGGUGGAGCGUUUCAGUGACAAACUAAAGACAAUCAGGCCCCAGGAGAAGGAUCCUCCACUCAGCUCUGCCUUAGCCAAUCACAACCUAGAGAAGGAUCCCCACCUGACGACCUCAGCCAAUCAGCACAUUGCAGAGUCCCAGGCCGACGCCCACCUGAGUGAGAUCAUCACCACCGUUCUGAACACGGGUGGCGGCAGCGACUACAGCCUAAACGACAUGUUGCAUCACCAUGACAACAACGAGAGCCAGCCACCUCGGACGCGUUCCCGGCGGCGACAGGAGGCCCUGGCUGCCAUGGCGACUUUGCCCGACCAGUCGUCCACCCGGCGCCAGACUUUGCUAAUCAAACGGGAGCUGGCCAGGCUGAACCAAUCGCUGGGCAGGAGGCUGUCGCUAGGGAAGAACAAGAGCCGCAGUGCCACGCCCUUUUCUACCUGCUCCUCACCUGAACCAACCCCUGUUACAGCAGAGAUAGACAGAAUCACAGAGGAGGAGGGCGAGACCGGUAGAGUGAAGGAGGGCGAGACCGGUAGAGUGAAGGAGGGCGAGACCGGUAGAGUGAAGGAGGGUGAGACCGGUAGAGUGAAGGAGGGUGAGACUGGUAGAGUGAAGGAGGGAGAGACCGGUAGAGUGAAGGAGGGAGAAACCGGUAGAGUGAAGGAGGGUGAGACUGGUAGAGUGAAGGAGGGAGAGACCGGUAGAGUGAAGGAGGGAGAAACCGGUAGAGUGAAGGAGGGAGAGACCGGUAGAGUGAAGGAGGGCGCGACGGAGAAGGUGACAGCAGAGAAGGUAGGUCCAGUGAGAGUCACGAAGGAUAGAGUCGGCAUGAAGGAGGAGAUGGAGAAACCCCCAGUCCUCUCCUCUACACAACAGAGUCCCCCGCAGGAGGACCAACACAAACCAGAGAGCUGGAACAUCACCUGUCAGGACAGCAGUAGGAGUGACCUCCCUGAGAAGAGGAGAGAGGAGGAGUCACCAGGUAGUACCAGCAGUGGUCUUCCUGAGAGGAGUAGAGAGGAAGAGGAGGAGUCACCAGGUAGUACCAGCAGUGGUCUUCCUGAGAGGAGUAGAGAGGAAGAGGAGGAGUCACCAGGUAGUACCAGCAGUGGUCUUCCUGAGAGGAGUAGAGAGGAAGAGGAGGAGACAGCAGGCAGCAGCAAGGACAGUAGCAGAGUGUCAGCCAGGAAUAGCCCUUCCCACCCCUGCAGAACCAGGAGAGGCAGCAGGUCCCAGCCAGGCUGCAGCAGCCAGGUGGUGGUGGGGAGGAGCAGCGAGGCUGGGAGGUCCAGGAGGAGCAUCGUCCCUCCCCAGCGGUUCUCCUCCUACGUCACAGAGCCCAGGAUGAUGUAUUCUGCUGCCUGUUUCUCAGAGAGGAUCUUCUCCGCCCAGAGGGCGCCAAAGGAUCGGCAACCACUCAAUGCCCCCAACACCAAUCGCACAGACUCCCCGUCCUCGGACACAGACACGGCUGAGGGGUUGGGCGAAGCAAGAGAAGAGGAAUUACCGCUGGCAUCCAGUCCUGAGGAUGUCAGUCAGGAGAGGAGGGGAGGCAGAGGCUGUAGAUCAACAGCAAGAGGUCAGAGUUCAGACCGUGAGUCACAGAGACGAGGUCAGGUGAUUCCCGUCACUGCAGCUUCCUCUGAGCAGCAGAGUCCCCCUAAACAGCGCUCCCAGAACAGGGCAGACGUUAGGCUCAGAGCAGCCAAACCUUUUGGGCGCUUACGCUCCUCCCACUCCGGCCAACAGUUCCAACCAGCGAGCCCUCAGACAGCCUCCAGGCCAGAGGUCCCCACUGGUCAGCCUCAGUACAUCAGCCCCAUCAAGCUGAUGUUUGUGUCUGCAGUAGUGGGUGAGGAGGGGGUGAGGUACACCCUGAAGGCGGCUGCACCAGGAUCCAGCUGGCAUGGACAGGAGACCUUUGACCCCUGUGAGGAGUCAUCGUGGGCUGGAAGUCCAGAGAAGACCCCAGAGAAGACUCAUAAUCCACCGAAGACCAGGAGUCCACCGAAGACCAGGAGUCCCCUCCAGACCAGGAGUCCACCGAAGACCAGGAGUCCACCCCAGACCAGGAGUCCCCUCCAGACCAGGAGUCCACCGACCAAGACCAGGAGUCCACCCCAGACCAGGAGUCCACCCCAGACCAGGAGUCCCCUCCAGACCAGGAGUCCACCCAAGAACACCAUAUCGUCAUCACCAAAGCUGUGUGGAACAACGAGAGGAGGAGAGGGGGGUAGCCCGCCAAAACGCUCUCCCGGGUCCCAGAACGGAGACGGCUCGCCUCCUUUUCGUGAAACCACCCCCACAAAGCGACGUCCGGGACGUCCCAAGAAGCUGGGCCCCCAGCUGGAGAAGAGGGCCAAGAGGCCAAUCGGCCGCCCGCCCAAGCAAAGGGGUGUAGAGCUGAGCUGUGGCUCCAGGCAGGGUGGUCAGGACCAGUCCAGUGGAGUUCCUUUAGGCUGCAGCACCGGGGAGGAGGGCAAUGAGGAGAGAGACCCAGCCAACAGGAACCUGAAGAUCACCGUGGUGUACGGACGUUCCCACAGGACCAAGAGGACAGUGUCGGAGGAGGCUGCUUGUCUCCAGGCUACAGAGCAGCUGAUGGAUCUGAACUUCGUCAGACCGGUGAAGGAGAAGAGGUUCGCUCCCCACGCCAGCAACAGCAGCAACAUUAUCAAGUGCCAGAAGCUGCAGUGUACCGCGGCCAUGCGUCGUCCAGGGAGACCCGCCAAGGUCAAAAUCUCCGGAAUCUCCGUUACCGUCACCACCACGUCGCCGGGGAAACGCAAGAUCCACAUGAACCGGGACAGGAAAUCUCCGGAGAAGCUCUGUCAGCGGAAAGCCCUCCUUCCUGAACCCGAGCCUUCCAAAGAGCCCAGGAAAAUCAGCAGCACGCCGACUAGCGAGGACGCCUCUCGGAUGCAGAUAGAGAGAACGACAGAGUCCAAGGAUGGAGCGAGGGAGCGACAGACCCAGACUCCUCCUGUGUUGGCAGUGCGUCACUCUGUGAGAGUGAGGAAGCCUUCAGUGUACCUGCUUCACUCUGUAGCCACCUCCACCUCUAGGUCCCUGAGCCACAGUACCGCCCUGCUGCGCCGAUCCAGACAGCUACUGAUCAACAGGGCCAGCAGCAAGGGCAGCCAUCGCAAGAGGAAGGAGGAGGGAGGAGAGGACACCCCAGGGCGGGAGGAGCUGCUGUCCGGGAGGGAGGAGAGUAGGAGCGAGGGAAGAGGAGGGGUGUUGUGUGAGGACCUGAGCCAGGUAGCGGGGGUUUCGGUAGACUCCAUUUUCCCGGCCAGCUCCAGCGAGGCGUUGAGGUGGUGGCCCGUCUCCUCCGACCAGGACAGCCUGAACCAAGAGCUGGCUCGCAGGAUCCGCCUCAUAUCCCAAAGCUGGGUCGCUGCCGCUGCCACCCACACCACCAGGACGGGGACGAUCAUGUCCGCCAAGCAGAGACUCGACGACGACUCUUUGUCCUCCUGGAAGCCAGAGGUUGGGUCGGCAGUGCGGCUGCUGUUUGACCGGCGCUGCAGUGUGGAGAGGCUGGCCUCCUGGUUCAUGCAGACCACUGAGACUCAGUCUCUGGGCAUUGUGAAGAAGACCAGCUCCCGAAACCCCUAUGAGCUCCUGCACUACCCCCGGAACGCCAGCAGGGAGAGCGUCUUUCCCAGCCCGCAGACAAUGCGACUACGCAAACACAUCAAGAAGUUUGCCAAAGCUGUGCCGAAGAGCCCCGCCCAGCUCCGUCUGGCCCAGGAACGGCUCCGACGUGGAAGAGAGCUGAAUGCCAGGCGGCGUCUGUUCACUGCGAGGCCGACGUCUGGCGGGCUGCGUCUCAGAGCUCCUUGGAGGAAGGUCAGGGCCCUCGGGACGUACAGAACCACUCUGCUCAGAGUCAGAGAAAAGUUCCUCACCUGGACCCUCAGAGCCAAGCAGCCCAACAGGCUGAUCUGGAGGAGAAGCCUGGUGGAGGAAAGCAACUCACCUCACCAGGUCUGGCCUUCUGCUCAGACCAGGGAGGAGCACACCAGGUCUCCACAUCACCACUGUCUACCUGCCUCCUCAGAGACCAGUCAUCCCUGCAGCCCCGACCAGCUGACAGGCCUCACCAAACAGCAGCGUCUCAGCUCUAAAGCCUGGAGUCCAGAGAGACUGAAGGAGUGUUGCGUGUUCCUCAAGAAGAUCAACUCCCCCGACACAGAGUCCACCGUUGAGAAGGAGUGGGACGUCUGCACCGUCAAUCUAGACGACACAUACUGCCACGACGAGACCAGACAGGAGGAGAGGAGCGGAGAGGACGACAAAGCUGUGAAAACGGAGAGAAGGAAGAGGAGAGUUCCCUGGAAGGAGUCUAGCGGCUCGCCGCAGGAGGUGAUGGUUCAGGAGCACAACCAGGUCCGAGCCAGGAACAGGAGAGGCAAACAGAAAAAUUCAGGGAAGGCCACGAGCCAAUCACAGACCCCGCCGCCAGCGAAAGCCACGAACCAAUCCCCGACCCCGACGCCAGCGAAAGCCAUGAGCCAAUCACCGACCUCGCCGCCAGCGAAAGCCACGAGCCAAUCACCGACCCCGCCGCCAGCGAAAGCCACGAGCCAAUCACCGACCCCGCCGCCAACGAAAGUCAUGAGAAAAUCGCGUGGGAGGGGCCUGACCGGGCCACGGUGGCGUGACUUUAUACUGGGAACCUGACUGUCCUCCGUCCCGUCCCCACGGUGACUGUGUUGUAACUGUAUUGGCGGGACGCUCCUCCCUCCGUCUCCACGGUGACUGCGUGUAAACAACUCGGUGCCUUCAGACUGCCCCUUGGCAUUAUGUAGCAGAAGGAAAAGUUUAACCAGAAGAAGCUUACCAUUGCACUAUUCAGCCCCCCCCCCACACACACACUGCUUUAAAAA